Helobdella robusta is the source of this 309-nucleotide messenger RNA. RefSeq lists its product as hypothetical. The coding region runs from base 1 to 309 and encodes 102 amino acids. Lineage: Eukaryota; Metazoa; Annelida; Clitellata; Rhynchobdellida; Glossiphoniidae. The record is from RefSeq and is a predicted model, not a curated record. The transcript is spliced from 3 exons.
AUGAAGGAGACGUUGUACCUCAAUACUUCAUCAAUCAGAGAUGAGACCGUUAUCAUCCAAUCCACAACCUACUCACUAUAUCACUUACAUUUGCCACAUCCUCAAGACAUCAUCAACAGCCUUAAUACCACCACCAAACCAUUAAACAGGAGAAAGAACACUUACAGAAAACUCGAGCAGAAUGUCCACACGUAUGAUGAGAGGCUGAUGAAGACGACGACGACGACGAACUGCAUGAUGGCAUCUUCUGAAAGGCAUCCACUGCAGCUUCGCGUAUUCGACUCUCCUAAAUUUUACGAUCAUAAUUAG